Molecule: messenger RNA, 2441 nt
Organism: Rubroshorea leprosula
Lineage: Eukaryota; Viridiplantae; Streptophyta; Magnoliopsida; Malvales; Dipterocarpaceae
Source: the annotation of a GenBank genome assembly
CUAAUCACCUUUUUCAACCUCUGCUGGAAACCAAAAGCACCACCACCAUUUGCAAACAGGGCUUCACCUCUGUUUUGUUUCAGUUACCUGACGCGAUUCCCUGCCAAAAAAACUGUGACUUUUCCAACCCAACCUUUCUUUCUGCUACACCCACUUUCUGUUCCUUCACCCGUACUAAAACUAAAACCACCUUCAACUUUUAGCAAAAUGGGUUGUGCUACUUCAAAGCAACAAGAUGGGGGAGACAAUGUAGUGUCCUUUUGUAAGGAGAGGAAGCGCCUCCUGAAAUUGGCGGUGGAGAGGAGGUAUGCAUUUGCUGAUGUUCAUGGUAAGUACAAUCAGGCGCUGUAUGCAGUGGCUGCUGCCAUUAGACUGUUUGUGGCCAGACAUUCCUCUCCUUCUUCUUCCCCUUUUCUCAUCACAGUCUCUUCUUCUGCUGAUGAGACCCUUGUCAGUGUCACCAACCCCAUGUUCCUGCAACAAAAGCCAACAGAACCCACCCAUAAAGUCAUUUCCUUUGAGAAUCAAGGACAGGAUCAAGAAUCAUCUAGUCAAGAAGAUGAAGAGGAAGAAGAGGAUGAAGUGGUGUGUGAGCACUUUAAUGGGGAUGAAACUCAGACUUUUGGGUGGGAUUUCUUCAACCCCUUUGAUGAGUUUAGAACAGAGGUGGUAAAUAGGUUCAGUGAGAGUUCUGAUGAGAAAUUGAAGGCAUUGAGAGAGGAAGAGGGGAUUCCAAACCUUGAAGAAGAUGCAGAGACAAAGGUUGAGCAUGGUGGGAAUGUGGAGAGUGAGAGCAAAGAUGUUGAAAAUGGAGAUGGUGCAAAUGUGAACCAGGGGAGGUUCCGAAUGAUUGAUACACCCAAUGGGAGGGAGUUAUUAGAGGCAUUGAAGGAUGUGGAGGAUCAUUUUGUUAAGGCUUAUCACUCCGGUUUAGAUGUGUCCAAGAUGCUAGAGGCCCGUAGAGUCCAAUUGCAAUCUGGUUUGGAGGAACUUAAAGAUAGCUCACAUAAACUAAUCAGGUCAAUUACAUGGAGUCGUCCUACCUUGUCCAGGUCUUCAUCUUGUAGAAGUCUCCUUUCAUCUAGUUCCAAAAGUUCUUCUACAUGGAUAGAAUCCAAGAAUGAAAUGUUUGAUGACUAUGGAGGAAUGGAAUCCGGAAGCCAUUCUUCCACACUGGGAAGAUUGUAUGCUUGGGAGAAAAAACUCUAUGAGGAGGUCAAGGCUGGAGAACAAACUAGGAAAACCUAUGAGAGAAAAUGCUACAAAUUGAGAAAUUCUGAUGCUAGACAUGAUGACAUAUGUGCCGGGGACAAAAGGAGAGCAGAAAUGACAGAUUUGCAUACCAGGAUCUUGGUUGCAUUGCGCAGCACAGAAUCAAUCUCAGAAAGGAUUCGGAAACUGAGAGAUGAAGAGCUGCAGCCACAAGUUGUUGAGCUGCUCCAUGGCCUUAUGAGGAAUUGGAAGAUGAUGAUGGAAUCUUCAGAAACUCAAAUGCGAAUCAUGUCUGAAGUUCAAUCUUUUGACUGUCCUGUGUAUGGAAAGUUCAGCGAUGAUUCUCACCGCCUCUCAACUCUUCAGCUUGAGGCUGAACUUCAUAACUGGCGUACCUGCUUUGUUGAGUAUGUUUCAGCACAGAAAGCAUAUGUUGAAGCCCUUGUUGGUUGGCUUUCCAAGUUCAUUGCCCCUGAAAUGGAUUUCUUCUCUGAGAGAAAAACUUCUCUGCCACCAUUACUGGUAACCUGUCAAGAUUGGUUAGCUUUUACAGGGAAACUGCCAGAUGAGGCUGUAAUUCGUGCCAUGAAAAGCCUACAGAAGGAUAUCCGGGCACUUUGGGUUCAACAAGGGGAGGAACAGCAUCAGAAGAGAAAAGUUGAUGUACUUGCAAAAGAACUAGAGAGGAGGGUUUUGGCAUUCCAGGGAACGGAAAACAGGGUUCUCCAGUCCAAACAGUCUGAUCAUCAAGGAUUAGAAGCAAACGUGCGGAACAGCAUAGAGCACUUGGCAGAACAGAAAACUCUGUUGGAUUUGUUCAGGAAGAGGGUUGAUGCAGAGAAGGCAAAACACCAGGCCACCAUGGAAGAGACUUGGCGAAUCACAGUGAACGGAUUCCAGACAGGAUUUUCUUCAGUUUUUAAGUCUAUGACCGAGUUCUCAAAGGCCACUUCGGAAAUGUAUGCUGACCUUGUGAACUACUCUGAAAAUGCCAAUGCAGAAAAAGAAAAGGACUGCGAAACGUCCCAUGCAGAGGAAAUUAGUUCUUAUCUAUGGAAUUGAGGGGGGAAAUCUGAAAGUUUGUCUUUAGUAACAUUCUGAAUGUGAUCUUUAUAAUCUGAAUGAAAUAAAGAUUUUGUAGAAACUAAUAAGAAGAUAAAGUUUCAUGUUCUUUCGAUCUUCUUUCAGUAUCAGAUACAACACAGCUAUAAUAUAUAUUCAUGUGUUCA